Rotaria sp. Silwood2 is the source of this 2583-nucleotide messenger RNA. Lineage: Eukaryota; Metazoa; Rotifera; Eurotatoria; Philodinida; Philodinidae. The record is from the annotation of a GenBank genome assembly.
AUGUUAAAUCAAGAACAGAUUCAUCGAUAUUUUAAUCAUUUAAGUGGAGCUAAACGUAUUGAAUUUUUAUAUGGUUUAUUACAUUUAUGUCAACCAUUAGAAUUACGUUAUUUGGGUACUUGUUUAGAAGAAAUAGCACGUAAAGAUUAUGAAUAUUUAUAUCAUGCUGAACAAAAAACAAAUCAUUUACCAACACAAAAUUUAGCGACAACAAAUAAUGAAACAAAUAAUCAACCACAAAAUGAUCUUGGAUCUGAAGAAAAAUUAGAUUUAACUGAUCAAUUUACACGAGCACAUGCUAUUGUUGAUAUUGCUCUUCUUUGGGCAAAAAAUCGUCCAUGUGCAUUACGUUUAUUUCGUCGUUUAAAAGCUAGUGAAAGUAUUAAAUUGAUUGAUAUGCUUCUUGAACGUGAUGAUUUAGAUGAACGAACAAUGGAUGAAAUAUUAAUUAUAUUUUGUUUAGCUGCUAAUCAUCCAGCAUUUAGUUUUGAUAUGCGUACCCAAAUGUCACAAACACUUAAAGAACUAGAAAAAAGGCAACGUAAAAUGAAAUUAUUACAACCAGUACAAAGUAAUAAUAAUGAUGAUGAAAUAAUUGAUCCACUAGAUGAUACAACUUGUUUACGUCAUCAUAUAUUAUCAUCAUCAUUAUUGAAUUCAAGUACAUUAAGUGUACACGCAUCACCUUUAUUAACUCGUUUAGUUGUUGUUAAUUAUGAUACAGAAUCAACUCCUUUGAGAAUUUUGAUAAAAGCUGAUUGGUCUGAUAAUAAUUCUACAUUGACAUGGAAAACUCCGAAUGAUAUUCGAUCAUUUCAUUUACAAUUAUCUAAUAUUGUUUAUCAUGAUGAUGUACGGUUAGAACGUUUAAUGAAUAUCUCUGGUUAUUUACGUGAUAUUGGCUCUCCAAGUGAACCAGAUAUUGAGUUAAUGAAACAGAAUAUUGCAACAUAUAUGACGCAUCUUGUCUAUUUCUCUUCAUACAUUUCUACAAUAUCAACAUUGGCAAAAUUUUUUAAUUCAUCUUUGAAACUUGUCGAUUCAAAACAACGUUUAUUUAAUUCAAGUAAUGGUUUUGAUGAACCAUUAUCAUCAUCCUCAUCAUUCUCUAAUGGAGUGACACCACUUCAAUGUGAAUUACCUGUACAACAACCAACUGAAUCUGAGAAUAAAACACAUUGUUCACCUAAACUAUUAUUAAAUAAUAAUAAAUCUAAACAACAAACUGAUGUAGCAAAACAAGCACGUUCAAUAGUACCAACACAUAAUGGUACACAAACUGGAUUAGAAGUACGAUGUGAAGAAACUCAAACUGAUCGAAUGCCUGGACCAGGUUUUAUUCUUGCUGAACAUCAAGAUUAUCUUCGAAGAUAUUCAAUGGAUGAAUUAGCAAAAUUAACACCAGCUGAUCUUAUUGCUGAUGGACUUGAUCAAAGUACAGCUCAAUUACUUUGCGGUGCUUUAGAUGAUUUAAAACCAAUGAGUGUUCAUUUAAGUAGUAGUAGUGCAAAAAAUUCUCGAUCACCAUGUACUUUUGUACAAAUGCCUUCAUCAUCAUUGUCUCCACCACCAUUAUCACAACCACCAUCAUUACCACCAUUGUUAGAUGCUGCCCUAAUGACUGUUGUACAACAACAACAACAACCAUCUCGUACGCCGCCACCUGGUUUUGAUCGAAAUCAAUAUGAACCUAUUUUAAUUAAUUUAGCCGGUGCUCAUCCAUCUCUAUCAUCAAGUCCAAGUCCAAAAUUACCUAAAACAGGAGCAACUACAUCAGGAAAGAAUAGUAUUCCUCCACUUCCACCACCACCACCACCACUGCCAUUACCACCACCACCAUCAACGUCAAAUUGUCCAUCACAAACUCAACAUCAUGUACCACUAUUAACUGCACAUUCAUUUCUAUAUAAUUCAGUUGAACCAUACAUGUUUCCAAUAGCUAUUCCGCCGGGUUUUCCAUCAACAACACCUGAUUUUAUGCGAUUAUUUGCUCCAAAUAUGGCAGCUGUAGCCACCAAUCCAACAAAUACUAGUUUUGUACAAACAUCAAAUACUUCACAAGGAUCUGUAUCUAAUUCUCGUUCCACAACACAAUCUAAUGGUACGAAUACACCACCAGAACAAAAUGGACAAAAUCAUCAUCCAUCUCCACCACCGCAAUCAUCAUCUCGUCAUCAACAACAACAGCAGCAAGCACAGCAACAGCAACAACAGCAAUCACAUCAAUCUCAGCAACAUCAUCAACAACAAUCACAUCAUCGUCAUAGACAAUAUCAUCAAUCUGAUUCUAUACAAUUUCAACCACAAAAUGGAUUUCAUGCUCAACAACGGCAAACACAAACAUCUUAUCCUCAACAACAUGUAAAACCAAAAGCAUGUUAUACUUGUGGUGAUCUGGGACAUCUUGCAUUUGCCUGUCCUGAACAGUAUUCAUCUGAUUCAAAUUAUCCGCAUAAUACUAGAGAUAGUUAUAAACUUGAUUAUCGACCACGACAGAGUACACCAACUAAUAUUCAACAACAACAACAAAGGCAAAUGCGUUCAAAUUCAAAUUCAAAAACUAAAGUUCGCGAUAAUAGUUAA